CAUUAGCAGGGCUCUGGUAUUAGCAUCUCCGUGGUUUAUGUUUAUUGCCGUGGGCAAGAACGGAAUCGUGACACUGCAGACAUUGGUGAAGGCCACCCCAGUCUGACUGCCCAGCCCUUCGGCUCCCUCCCUCACGCCCCCUGCCCACUGAGCUAUGAGCAGAGGCAGAGGAGGGCCCCCAACAGAGCACCAACGAUUCUUCCAGCCGCGUCAUCCAGGCAAACCCCGAGUCGACCCAGGUCGUCCGCCAUUUGGCCCAAGGAACCAAAGCCCCAACUCCUUUCACGACAGGCGUCCGCCACUGCCUCCAGCUGCUCCCAGUCCGUGUCCUCCUUUCGGAGGUCCCUCUCGCAUUCCACCUUACGCUGCCCCACUAGCCGGCCCCGGCCCUCCUAACUUCCGCGACCAACAGGAGCGCUUCCUGCGGGGUCUGACCUCCCAGGCUCCCCUGUUCCACGGCCCGGCCAGCUUCACCAAUCACCCGUCAGAGGGCAGAGGCUUCGGCCAAUCCCACAGUGCCUGGCCGCGAGCAAGUGGUCGCACCUCUGGUCGAGGCAGCUGGAGGAGCUCCAGGCCUGCGGACUGCCCGCCCCCCUUGCCUAAAAAACAGUCGGUCCGCUGGAUUAACCAGCCCCCAACCCAUCACCCACAACCACACCCUGACAACCAGCCCCCAACCCAUCACCCACAACCACACCCUGACAACCAGCCCCCAACCCAUCACCCACCACCACACCUUGACCGGCACUGGGACCGAGACCGCAGUCUCUCCUCCCUCUCCGACGGCUUCCGAGCCCUGAGAUUGGACUACAGCAGCCCCAGGCGUUAUUGGGGUGCUGACCAGACAUCGUCUAGCACCUCCACAGCGCCACCUAGCACCAGUAGCGGCAGCAGCAGCAGGGGCAACGGCAGACCGUGGCAGGACCCAACCGCCCACUCCAUCACACUCACCCCUGAGAUCCAGCAGCGUGUCCAGCAGGCGCUUGCAGCCCUCGGCCCCGGGGAGGCUCUCCAGGCCCGGCCACUGGCCAAGAGGUUGCACCUGCCCAAGAAGGUGGUCAACAAGGCACUGUACGCGCUCGCCCACGAGGGCCAGGCCAGUAAGCAGGGCGACGCGCCCCCUCUGUGGACACUGAGUGGAAACGAACGGGGCACUGCAGGGGCAUCAGUGGAGAGCAUCGGCGCGCCGUCCGUUACGCUCGUGAAGCAAGAGCCCACCUCUCCCACCACAGCCCAGCGGCAGCAGGCCGAGAGGACCGAACACUCUGUGAGCGAACAGCUACAGUGGCCUUGUGCUAUAAAGACCGAAUUUGAGGAAGAGGAAGGAUACGAGGAAGAGGAAGAGGUGGACGACAACGACGAUUACCAGUCGGAUCCUCGCAGGGAGAAAGAGUCUCCUACUUUUAAUUUGUUGAAUCCAGCUGGCGAUCUCUGGCGAGGGGGUCGCACCGAAUCAGUUUUCUCAGGCCCAGAGCUCCAGCCCAGUUUGGGUUCCGCCACCGUCGGAAGCAUGGCCGACUUGCGAGAACAACGCGAGCGUGUGCUCCAGUACCUGCACGAGACGGGCGAGGCCAACGCGCUGCUCAUCGCCAAGAACCUCGGCCUGCGCACGGCCAAGCAGGUCAACCCGCUGCUCUACGGCCUGGAGCAGCAGGGACAGGUGAGCCGGCAGGCCGAGGUCACUCCGCCGCUCUGGCGGCUCAGUGAGCGCAUCCUGCGCCAGCGCAAGGCCAAGCAGCCGCGCCAGGAGGCAGCCCCCCCCGGCGACGCGCCCAUGUUGGAGGAGUGCGGCGUCAGAGGCACCCUGGGAAACGGAACGACGGUGGCGUCGGCGGCCAUCAUGCCGAGCCUGGAGCCCAGCCCUCCGGGCGAGGAGUUCCCCUCGCUCCCGUUCCCAGCGAUUGUCGGGUCGCAGGCGAGCGAGCAUAACGGGGCGGGAGGCGGCGCUACCGCGGGCACUGCUGCCGUGGCAACAGACUCGGCCGAGUGGGCGUCGGACGACAUCCCGGAGUUCCUGAACGUGAUCAGCCAGGCGGAGCAGCAGCAGCUGCAGCAGUGCGGCGGGGUGGUGGGGGGCGCCCAGGCGGGCACGGUGGCCGUGUCGCUGGCCGCUCCCCCCCCCCACCCCAGCACGCUGGAGGCCAGUCGACGCCAGAAGCUGCAGGAGGUGCGUAGCAAGAACCCCGUCAGCGGCCUCAUGGAGCUGGCACAGUACCUGGGGCAGACCUGCGAGUUCCUGCUGCUUGACCAGUCCGGGCCCUCCCAUGAACCCAGGUUCCGCAUGCAGGUGAUGCUGGACGGGCGGCGUUUUCCCGUAGCUGAGGCGUCCAAUAAGAAGGUGGCGAAGAACUACGCGGCGGCGGCCACGCUGAAGGUGCUGCAGAGGGAGAUGGGGGGAGCGGAGGAGAUGGAGGAGGAGGUCGAGGAGGUCAGCGCUAUGGCCCCGGACACCGACACCAUAGAGGAGUUCGCUAGUGGGGAUUCUGCUCCUCCUGCCUUGGCGCGCUCUCUCCCUGGUGGGAAGAACCCCGUGUCCAUGCUGAUGGAGCACAGCCAGCGGAGCGGCGACGCCAUCGAGUUCAUCAACACGCGCCAGGAGGGCCCGCCGCACGACCCACGGUUCAUGUUCCGGGUGAAGGUGGGCGACAGUCUCUUCACAGAGGCCUCGGCGCCCAGUAAGAAGGCAGCACGCCAGCUCGCCGCCGAAGAGGCCGUCAAGGAAAUGCUCUCCGACGGACGGCUGCAGCUCAACAAGCCCCAGCCCAGUUUUCUGCCCGGUGUGGAUGCAGGUGUGGGCAGUGCCAUGCAGACCCCAGCUCUGCCGGCGUGCCCGUCGCUGCCCCCCCUGAGUGCGGCCGAGCUGCAGCGGGCACAUGAGGCGGGCGUGGGCGACCUCAUCAACCACCUGAACAACAACGCCGUGUCCGGCCUGCUGGAGUACGCCCGCGCGCGCGGCUUCGCUGCCGAGAUCCGCCUGGUGGGACAGAGUGGCCCGCCGCAUGAACCCAGGUUCACCUAUCAGGCCAAGCUGGGAGGCCGCUGGUUCCCUCCGGUGUGUGCCAGCAACAAGAAGCAGGGCAAGCAGGAGGCGGCCGACGCCGCACUACGGGUGCUCAUUGGAGAGGCUGAGAAAGCAGCACGCACUGGAGAGAUUACUUCCGAGCUGCCUGUAACAGGUAGCACCCUCCAUGAUCAGAUCGCCAUGCUGAGCCACCAGCGCUUCAACGCACUCACAGCCCGCAUACAGCACAGCCUUCUGGGUAGGAAGAUCCUGGCCACCAUCGUCAUGCGGAAGGGUGACACCCUGGGGACAGUUGUCAGUCUGGGGACAGGGAAUCGCUGUGUUAAAGGCGAGGAGCUGAGUCUUAAAGGGGACACGGUUAAUGACUGCCAUGCAGAAAUAAUUUCCAGACGAGGGUUUAUCAGGUUUCUCUACAGUGAGUUGAUGAAGCACCUGGAGGGAUCAGAGGAGAGCAUAUUUGACACGGCAGAGGACAAUAAGCUCCAAAUCAAGCCUGACAUCACCUUUCACCUGUACAUCAGCACGGCUCCAUGUGGCGAUGGGGCGUUGUUUGACAAGUCGUGCAGCGAGUCGGCCACAGAGGCAGGCUCCGGUCACAUGCCCCUCUUCGAGAACGGCAAGCAGGGCAAGCUGCGCACCAAAGUGGAGAAUGGUGAGGGCACCAUCCCGGUGGAGUCGAGCACCAUCGUGCCUACGUGGGACGGUAUCCAGCAUGGCGAGCGUCUGCGCACCAUGAGCUGCAGCGACAAGAUCCUGCGCUGGAACGUGCUGGGCCUGCAGGGGGCACUGCUCUCGCACUUCCUGCACCCCAUCUACCUGAGCUCCAUCACCCUGGGAUACUUGUACAGCCAUGGUCACCUGACCAGAGCAGUCUGUUGCCGAUUGGCCAGAGACAAUGAUGCGUUCCUGAAGAACCUCCCUCCCCAAUACACUUUAAACCAUCCAGAGGUUGGGAGGGUGAGCGUGUAUGAUUCCACACGUCACACAGGUAAAACCAAGGAGUCCAGUGUGAACUGGAGUCAGCCGGACCAGCUGACUGUGGAGGUGUUGGACGGGACCAAGGGCAAAGUGGACGGACCAAAGCUGGAAGUGUCGCGUGUGUCCAAGUCCAGCCUCUUCCGUCUCUUCCAGGAGUUGUGCAGUCGCGCCGGCCGCGCUGACCUGAUGGCGCUGCCCUCGUACGCCCAGGCCAAGAUGGCUGCCGGGCCGUUCCAGCAGGCCAAGGGGAUCUUCUUCCAGGCGCUCGGCCAGCACGGCUACGGAGCCUGGAUCGGCAAACCCCUGGAGGAGAAGAGCUUCGAGGGGAACGACAGCAACGGCGCAACUGAUGCUUCUGCCAAUGCUUAUGCUAAUGCUAACUUAGCUAUCCACCCCUACAGUGUAGCAUACCCUCAGAGCCAGUAAAGCCAGCCGAUGGGGAGGGAAGGGGGGGGGGGGGUGAUGAGAGAGAGAGAGAGAGAGAGAGAGAGGGAUAAGUGAGCUGUGGACAGAGAGGAGUAGCCAGGAGCGAGUGACGUCCCUAGCGGAGAGAUUGCAGUGAUUGAGUCAGACAGGAGGGGUGCGGGGUGGUCUAGAGGGAAAGCAAGAGGGGGGAAGCUGAAAGAGUGGAGGAUGGACGAACUCCUUGGCACUACUGACAUAACUCUAGGGGGGUUGUCACAGUAACCAAACUGCAAACAAAUCAAGCUCCACAGCUUUUAGGCCUAGAUGGUGUUAGUGGUCAAGCAAAUCGUUUGGGUAGAUGAGUGGGGGAAUGUCAAGAUGAUGAUUAUUUUAGGAAUCCUUUUUUAAAUUAAUUGUUCUCUCUCUCUCUGAUAUACAAUUUAUUAAUUGUAGAGAUUUAUGAUAUCUCUCUUAUAUACAGUUAUAGAACAGUUAUAGAACAAUCAUACUGUUGACAACCUCAUAGCUGGGAAAAACAACUUAAUACACAUAGUUGCAUUUAGUUCUUAAAAAAGUGUCUAGAGUUCACAAGUAAAUUCUUUCUGUCAGUCUAUAAGGUUCCUGAGUUCCAUCCCUAAGUUCCUGAGAUACUUCAGCUGUCUGUCAAAGUGUCGUCUACUUCUUUUUGAUCCACAGCCUUGUCAUGUUUUGCCUGUUCUUAUUGUAUGUGCUUUACACACACUGAAGAGAAAUGUUUUUUUUUUUUUCGUUUUUUUGUUUAAUGUAGGUAAAAAAUGUAUACAUAAUAUACAUACAGAUACAUGUACACACAGAUGUGUGUAUAUAUACCCUCUGCACUAUUGUGUGUGGAUAUAUAUAUUUGGAUUUGUGUGUUUAUGUAUAUGUAUAUAUUGUAUGUAUAUAUUUUAUAGAUAAAUGACUUGUUUUAUAUUCAACUUUAUAAAAAUAUUGGGGAUUGUAAAGGAAGUGUGGCUUCAUUUUUUUUUUUUUUUUUAAAGACAUAACAAAUUAGUGAUUUGCCAUUAUAGGAGUAUAUGCGAGCGCACACACACAACACACCCUGACGUGUGUGUGCAAGGCCCAUCACGGACGUCACUGAUUUUGUUUUGGUUUUAUUUUUUUUAUGAUACUCCCAUGUUCAUUUUACUGAAUUAUAUUUGGUCACUUCUCUGAUCUUUGCAGCUGUAACAUUCUGAACUGUGAGGACAGGCUGAGGUUCUCUCCUGCAAUAAACAGAAUGAAAACCAGA
This is a messenger RNA of Alosa alosa (allis shad), 5675 nucleotides long. It is a transcript of the gene adar, whose product is annotated as adenosine deaminase RNA specific. The record is from RefSeq and is a predicted model, not a curated record. NCBI's taxonomy places the organism in Eukaryota, Metazoa, Chordata, Actinopteri, Clupeiformes, Clupeidae. Gene Ontology annotation, cellular component: cytoplasm; nucleolus. Gene Ontology annotation, biological process: adenosine to inosine editing; RNA processing. Gene Ontology annotation, molecular function: double-stranded RNA binding; double-stranded RNA adenosine deaminase activity; tRNA-specific adenosine deaminase activity.